This is a messenger RNA of Thyridium curvatum, 1833 nucleotides long. RefSeq lists its product as uncharacterized. Gene Ontology annotation, molecular function: hydrolase activity. NCBI's taxonomy places the organism in Eukaryota, Fungi, Ascomycota, Sordariomycetes, Thyridiales, Thyridiaceae. Gene Ontology annotation, biological process: nucleotide catabolic process. Bases 1 to 1833 code for a protein of 610 amino acids. The record is from RefSeq and is a predicted model, not a curated record. The transcript has 2 exons. Gene Ontology annotation, cellular component: cytosol.
AUGAGAACGGGAAUCGCCUUGCUCGGCGCUGCCGCGUCGCUGUCGAGGGCGAUGCAGCCCAACGCCGCAGAGCCCGUGCCGGCACCAAUGCGGGACCUGCAAUGGGGCCAGCUCAACUUCCUCCACACGACAGAUACGCACGGCUGGCACGGCGGGCAUCUGCAAGAAUCCCAGUACUCUGCCGACUGGGGUGACUAUGUCUCCUUCGCCGCGCACAUGCGGAAGCGCGCGGAUGACGAGGGCCGGGAUCUGCUUCUGGUCGACACGGGCGAUCGGGUAGAGGGGAAUGGGCUGUACGAUUCAUCGAGCCCAAAGGGCAAAUAUACCUACGACAUCUUCAAGGAGCAGGAUAUCGACAUCAUCUGCACGGGCAACCACGAGCUCUACCACAGACAUACCGCCGAUGCCGAGCGCGACCAGACGGUGCCCAACUUCGGUGGCAAGUACAUCGCGUCAAACUUGGACUAUAUCGAGCCGAACACGGGCAAGCAGGUGCCCAUGGCACAGAGGUACACCAAGUUCAAGACCAAGAACCAGAAUAUUACUAUCGUGGCCUUUGGCUUCCUGUUCGACUUCACGGGUAACGCGAACAACACCGUGGUGAAGCCAGUCGAGGGCGUAGUCAAGGAGGACUGGUUCCAGCAGGCGAUACGGGAGAAGCCAGACAUAUUCGUCGUGAUCGGCCACGUGGGCGUUCAGAUGGACGAGUUCAAAGCCAUCUUCGAUGCGAUCAGGACCCAGAACUGGUUCACGCCCAUCGCCUUCUUCGGCGGCCAUGCCCACGUCCGCGAUGCGACCAAAUAUGACGCAAAGGCGUUUGCCAUGGCCAGCGGGCGCUACUUUGAGACGAUAGGGUGGAUGUCGGUCGACGGCAUCGACAAGAAGAGCAAGAAGGGAGGUGACGUCUCGACUCAGGCGUCGGUCAAAUUCCAGAGGAGAUACAUUGACAACAACCUCCUCGGCCUGUACCACCACACCGGUCUCAACGAGACGACCUUCCCGACCGACCACGGCCGCAAGGUGACCGACAUGAUUGCCAAGGCUCGCAAAGCCCUGGACCUGGACAAGACAUACGGCUGUGCGCCGCAGGACUACUGGAUGUCCAGGGCGCCGUUCCCGAGCAACGAGAGCAUCUACACCUGGCUGGAGACGCAGGUAUUGCCGGACGUCACGGUCAACAAGACGCGCAAACACGUGCCGCGCCUUUCCAUCCUCAACACUGGCACCAUCCGCUUCGACAUCUUCGAGGGGCCCUUCACCGUGGACACGACGUACAUCAUCUCGCCAUUCACCAGCGGUCUGAACUACGUGCCUGACGUGCCUUACUUCAUCGCCAAGAAGGUCAUCACCAUCCUCAACGCGGGAGGUCCCAUCUUCGAGGGCAGCGGGCUCGACUCGCGGUUCCUGACGAGCCCAGAGCAGUGGUAUAGGAAAGGGCCACGAGUGGCCUCCGGCCAUGGUGAGGGCAAGGGCAUGCUCCUGGAGUCCACCGAACAAAAGCCGCUCGGCGACGACGACGAUGCCAAGAGGCCGAAGCUGGUCAGCGGCUACACCACCGAGGACGAUAUCGGCGACGACGGCGACGACGCGGAGCACGAGGCCAUCAGCUUCUACAACGUGCCCAACUGCAUCCAGGCCGAGAUUGAUUUCCCCGAGGGCGGCGAGGAGCCGGAGAAGGUGGACGUCGUCUUUGGCGACUUCAUCACUCCCUGGGUCGUCCUGGCGCUCAAGUUUAGCGGCGGUGACUACAGCGAGAAGGACGUGGCGAGGUAUAUGGAAGGCUCGUUCACGGAGGCGAUGGCGGGGUGGAUCAAGGACAACUGGAAGUGCUAG